UUUUAUACAGAAAUAGUACAUUAAGCGUUAAUAAAAGGAGAGAAAUGGUUGACACAGAAAAUCAUUCCAACAAAAAUAACAAUUUCAAUUCACCCCCAAAUAACAACCCCAAUAAUUCCCUAUUAUAUUCUUCCCCAAUUCCAUCAACUUCUUCAUUUCCUCCAUUUUAUUCUUCUUCCAUACCUUCCUCAUCCUCUACUAAUCCUUUUAAUAAUUAUUUCUCUUCUCCUUCUUCAACUUCUCAAUAUUCUUUUGGAAAUCAACAAUUUAAUAAUCAAAAUUAUUCAAAUAAUAAUUCUAUUAAUUUUGCUGCUGCGGCUUUUGCCGCAGUUAUUAAUGGAACAAAUUCAAUUAAUGGAGCGAAUAAUAUUUGUGGAAAUUCUGGGUAA
Molecule: messenger RNA, 389 nt
Organism: Meloidogyne enterolobii
Lineage: Eukaryota; Metazoa; Nematoda; Chromadorea; Rhabditida; Meloidogynidae
Source: the annotation of a GenBank genome assembly